AAAGAAGAAAUAGAAAUGGUUUUCGUGAUGGUGAGCUCCUGCUAUUUGCAAACUCCCAUUUCCAACUCUCAAUUACCGUCUUCUUCUUCUCAAUCCGUUAUCUUUAACUUCAGAAAUGCAGAAACCAAGAGAAGAAAGAGAAGCAUCAGGCCUCCAAUGGCUUCUCUUACCCAUGAAAACAGCAAGAGGAGGACGGUUCUUUUUGUGGGUAUUUCCAUUCUUCCUUUCUUGCAACUCAGAGCCAAAGCUCUUGAGGGCUCCACCUUAAAAGAAACUGAGUUAAACAAACUAGAGGAAAACCAGAUAGCAGAAAGCGGGCUAAACAAACCAGAGGAAAACCAAAAGAUAGAGGAAGCACGGGGAGAUUCACCAUCUAAUCCCUUUCUAUCUCUCCUGAAUGGUCUUGGAGUUUUUGGUGCUGGUGUGCUUGGUGCACUCUAUGCUUUCGUUCGGAAGGAGAUGAAAGCAACUGAUGAGACCCUAGAAUUGAUGAAGAUCAAAUUGCAAGGAAAGGAAGCUGAAUUUUUUAAGAUGGAGAAAGAUUUUGAAUCAAAGCUGCUAAAUGAACGGGAAGAACGAACCAAGCAACUCAAAGAGGGAAAGGAAGAACAGCUGUCUUUAAUGGACCAACUAAAUUCAGCUAACACCACAAUCAAAGGCCUAGGGCAGGAAGUGAAAAAUGAGAAGAAGUUAAUUGAGAAGCUUAAAGUUCAAAUAGACAGUCUUCAAAGCAACCUCUCAAAGGAUGGGGAAGAGAAAAUAUCUCUUGAACAAAAACUGAAGGAAAAGCUUGAAUCAGUUGAUGUCCUACAAGAAAAAAUUAACUUGUUCAGUUCUGAACUAAGCGAUAAGGAAGGUGACAUUCAAAAGCUCAGCUCUUCCCUUGUUGAAAAAGAAUCAGAUUUCAAGAACUUGAACACUACCUACAAGCAAACUAAGGAAGAACUUGGGAAAGCACAUUUGGAGAUUGAAGGAUUGAAAGAAGAAUUACUGAGAAAUCAAAGUGAACUUGAAUCCAAGAAUUCUGCAGUGGAUGAAUUAAAUGCUAGGAUAAGUUCUCUAAUGGUUGAAAGAGAUAAUUCUAAGGAGGAAUUUGGUGCUCUUCAGAAGGAUUACAAUGAUCUGAAAUUGUCUUCUGAAAAUAACUCAGCGGCAGAUGCUAAGCUUUUGGGGGAAAGAGAAAAGGAAAUUCACCUUCUAAAAGAAAAACUUGAGCUCGCUCUAAAUGAUGUAAGUGAAAAUAAAGCAAUUAUUGUUGAUUUGCACAAGGAAAGGGAACACCUGAAGAGAGCACUGGAGGUGGAAGUGCAGAAUGUAAAGAACCUAAAAGAAGAACUUCAACUUGCUGAGAAAACUCUUUUGAAGCCCAGAAGUGGGGUUUCUGAUCUGUCCAAUCAACUAAAGCAAUCAAUAAAUCAUUGUAAAGAGCUUGAGUCUGAGGUUUCUAGGGUUAGGGCUGAGUUUGAUGAAGCAAACCGAAAACUGCAUGAUAGCCUUGAUGAGGCAAAACAAAGCGGUGAAGUUCUAGCCAGUGAGCUCACAACUGCAAAGGAGCUUCUGAAGAAAACAAGGGAGGAGCUGCAGAUUUCUUCUCAUGAGCUGACUUCUAUGACAGAAAAUCGUGAUAGCCUUCAGAUGGAAUUGCUAGAUGUCUAUAAAAAGACAGAAAGCACAGCCAAUGAUUUGAAAGAAGAGAAAAACAUUGUUUCUUCUUUAAACAAAGAGCUACAGGUUUUGGAGAAGCGUAUUGCUAAGGACAAGGAAGCAAGAAAAUCACUUGAAACAGCCCUGGAAGAGGCUACUAAGUCACUUGAUGAGACGAACCGCAAUAUAUUGAAACUUUCUAGAGAUCUUGAAAGGGCUAAUGCUAAAAUAUAUAGUCUUGAGGAUGAGAAAAUGCUGCUCUAUAAAACACUUACAGAGCAGAAGAAUGCAUCUAAAGAAGCCCAAGAAAACAUGGAAGAUGCUCAUAGCCUUGUCAUGGCACUUGGCAAGGAAAGGGAGAGUUUAGAAAAGCGAGUGAAGAAACUUGAGGAAGAAUUGGGAUCUGCUAAAGGUGAAAUAUUACGGUUGAGAAGUCAAAUGACUUCAUUCAAAGUUCCUGUAAAUGAUCAGCAUCAACAGAAUGGUGAAACUGAAGCAAAAGUCACUAUCAGUGCAAGGAAAACUAGCAGAAGGAGAAAAGGUAGCUCACAGUGAGGCUGUGAACCAUCCUGAGUUCUAAUACUCUUCUGCUAAAUUUCAUUGUCGCUUUUUGCAAUACCCUUGUAUUACUGUAUAAAUCUGACACCGAGAUAUUCAAAUUAAGGAAUUUACUUGUGCAUGUAAGGAUCCGUGUUUUUCUUCAUAUUGGUGAAAUACUAACACAGGUUCUGAAGUUUUCAACCUUUGCAUGUUCAUUGGGAAUUAAGGUGCAGUCUGUUCUGCAUUUCAUUGCUUGGAUGGAAAACACUCUGUAGUCUGUACCCUCCUUAAGAAUGCAUCUCUCGGGGUAAAAGAUGCUGAAGAGAACAAUUCGACUAACAGCAGAAAAACAACAUAGCUUUUUUCGACUCCGAAUCAAUCUUAGUAAAGAUAUAGUUUCAGUCAUAGGCCCGUUGAGUAAGCCUCGUCAACUCUGCAUCUCUCUGGAAAAGCCAUGAGUUUGCCAUUUUGAAGUUAUAUUUGAAAAGGAUGCAAUCCAUUUGGUGGAAAUUGGAAGCCCAAGAGUUUUACUUUCCAUGACCAUUUGGCUUUCUCUGGAAUUAGUCAGCUAACAAAUCGGUUUCAGCAUUAAGUAAAUCACUGAACAGAAAGGGAUAAUUAAACAUUAUACUUACUUAAUGUUUCGACAACAGUAGGAGUCAAACUCACGACCUUUUGAUCCGAAGUGAAACGCGCUAAUCCUCUCCAAAGAAAGUUCCAGCGGAGAUUGGAGCCCAGCAGAAGUUUAUUAUUCUUUAAUAAGAACAAAGGUUUUGAAAAAACAAAAUUUGCAGAAUUUGUUCAGGUAAAAUAAGGCUCCCAAACCUCUCGCUUUUAUCGAUCUCGAUGGCUAGUUUUCAAUCUUCGCCUAUUUUGAUUUUCUUUUCUUUUUUGAAUCAAAAUCUCAAUUUUUUUCAAGUUAGCUGGAAUUGAGAAAUCUGGAAUUGAGAAAUCUUUCUGUUUUUGUUUGCUUGUUUCUGUUAUUAAUAAGCAGCUGGUUUUCAUUCUCAGAUUCCCUCCAAAAAAGGUCUUCCUGAUUCUGUUUUGUUUAUCUCAGGACUCAAUGAUUUAUCAGAUCCGAGUUCGCCAAGUCUCAAUUUUGGGUACACUAAAAAUUGAACAUCAAAGUCCAUUUUGGCAUUGAAGUUUCAUUCUUAAAAAACUGGGGUUUCCUUUAACUUCGAAAAACUCAAGCUUUGAUCCUUUUAAUUUUCUGAGAAAUUCAAGGGAACUACUUUUGUUAAGGAUCUGACCCUUGGGUAUAACGGAAAUUUAGUAUCCUUUCAAGGAAUAAGUAUGGAAAUUCUUUUGGGGGGUUUUAGCUGAUCUGGGGAUAUUCGGAAUUUGAAGGGGCUAUUUCAGUUAUAGUCAUUCUCUACGGUGCGGUGGUAUGGGACCCUUGCCUUA
This is a messenger RNA of Durio zibethinus, 3591 nucleotides long. Its product is annotated as MAR-binding filament-like protein 1-1. Gene Ontology annotation, cellular component: condensed chromosome; chromatin; condensin complex. Lineage: Eukaryota; Viridiplantae; Streptophyta; Magnoliopsida; Malvales; Malvaceae. The record is from RefSeq and is a predicted model, not a curated record. Gene Ontology annotation, biological process: mitotic chromosome condensation. Gene Ontology annotation, molecular function: chromatin binding.